CCGCAGACUCACCGGGCCAACGCCAGCGCUGCCUGCAUCAAGCAACAAUGGCAGCCACACUUGAGGCUGUUCACCUUCGAGCCGGCCGAGCCCUAGCGCUCCUUUCCCCACGGUGUCCAAGCCCGAACCGGCAAGACCGUUUGGAAAACUCGAUAACGAAAUAUCGCCGGCAUGGUGGCUUUUCAGCCGAGCGCCGACACGAGCCCUGGCCUAGGAUGCCCCAGCCAACCGAUCGACGCCAAACCGGCCAUCAUCGAGCCCGAUCCCUUUGCAAGAUGGCGCGCCAGAAAAAGCCCAUCUCCGUGCGUAGGUCUGUGUGACCUUUCAUCCACGCCAGGCCUGCGAUGCCAAACGUCUUAUGCUGACGCAAUGCACUUCUUGCGCCUAAUCAACACCGCGCUCAUCCCUGAAGCGCUUGCAAUAUGUAUGCACCAUCGCGAUGACUCCGACACUUUCAGAAGCAACCCAACCCACCCGCCAGGGCAUUGCGACGGCGAUCCGCAGUGUGAAGUCCAAUGCAGUAGGGGCUGUCUCCGAAAAGGAGCGGCAUGCGAUCCCCAUCCGCUCCGUUACCAAGCGCAUCCCACGCAUCCCCAUCACGUUUCGGUCGAGGAUGCCAUGUUGCAGCAUAGCCAGCUCGGAUCAAUGUUCGUUUGUGGCUGCGGUACGGUCAAGCGGGCACCCGCCUCGUCGCAUCACGAGACGAGAGAGUAAGCAUUGGGCAGGGGCACGCUUUUCAUGGCGCGUAUGCAUCUACCUGCAGUCGGUAUCGGAUCGCAACGAUGGAUGUGUGCUGACCGGCGUUGGCGCCCUCACCUACCCAAGGUAGCAUAAGGUUCUGGUAGUGAAUCAACUGCGAUCCUCACGAGUACAUUUCAGCAGUGCCCCUUCCGGCCUUUU
Molecule: messenger RNA, 900 nt
Organism: Paraphaeosphaeria sporulosa
Lineage: Eukaryota; Fungi; Ascomycota; Dothideomycetes; Pleosporales; Didymosphaeriaceae
Exons: 2
Coding region: 172-714 (180 amino acids)
Source: RefSeq, a predicted model, not a curated record